Necator americanus (New World hookworm) is the source of this 729-nucleotide messenger RNA. RefSeq lists its product as uncharacterized. The record is from RefSeq and is a predicted model, not a curated record. The transcript has 3 exons. Bases 1 to 729 code for a protein of 242 amino acids. Lineage: Eukaryota; Metazoa; Nematoda; Chromadorea; Rhabditida; Ancylostomatidae.
AUGACAUCAAGCCUGGCGACGCGGCAAGGCCUUUUGACGCACUCAGGAAACCGUCUGUCGGCAAUCAUACAGGAAGAGUUCGAAACCAUCAAUGCGGAAAUUGGCACCGAAGCAAACAAGCUAGAGGCUGCAAUGGAGAAGUUCAGCGAAGCAGUGGACAGGUUGGACAACAAGACGCAGUCACUCCCAGAGAUUAUUGAGAGGAUUGAAACAAAUACUACAGCAGCACAAUCUGUUCUGGACAACGCGAACAAAGCGCUGGCAAGGCUAAUCCGACUUCAAGAGGAGCUUGAAUUCGACCAGGAACAACGCUCCCUUGACAGAAGCAUUGACAACCUCUUCAAGUUCAACUACCUUCUUGACGUCCUCGAAGGAGACGUGAAGCAUUUCGAGGUCUCGGGAAGCACCUAUCAAUUGGUGGUUGAGCAUCUGAAGGAGAAAUAUGGCAAUAAACAGGCUUUGAUUGAUCAACUUUUGAAGAAUCUCCCGAACCGAAAGUCUAGAAGACCAGGAAGCACUUUGCGAGCAACUUCACUCUAUAACUUCGCAACUGACACUCAAAGGGGAACACGUCGACAAUAUUUUCCUGCAAAAGGAGCUGCUUGCGAAGUUCUCGGUGGCCGUUCAGAGGCAUAUCUUGCGGCAGAAAACGCACUUGAAGAACGAAGGAAACUGGAGUACGGCAGUUUAGCUUUCAGCAGCAAGGGAGCAUAUCAAGACCGAGCUUAA